AUGGUCCUCGGCCUGGCCCACAUCCGCGCGCUGCCAACCUCGGCCGCCUCGGACUGGGCGCUCCGGCACGAAGAUCUGGAGGCCGCGAUCUCCGAGGACAAGGCGAAGGGGCUUAUCCCAUUCUUUGCGUGCGCGAGCGUCGGGACGACGUCGUCCUGUGCGGUGGACCCGGUGCCAGAAAUUGCAAAGGUUUGCGCCAGGCACGGCUUGUGGACCCACGUGGACGCCGCGUACGCGGGCUGCGCGGCCAUCUGCCCAGAGCACAGGAGCCUCUUUGCUGGCCUGGAGGCUGUCGACUCAUUCCAGUUCAACCCCCACAAAUGGCUCGUGACUACGUUUGACUGUUGCGCCAUGUGGGUGGCCGACGCGGGCGCUCUCAAGGAGGCGCUGUCGCUUACGCCCAUCUACCUGCGGACCCCGGCCAACGGCCUGGACUAUAAGGAUUGGCAGGUCCCACUUGGCCGCAGGUUCAGGGCGCUGAAGCUGUGGAUGGUCCUGCGCAUGUAUGGCGCCGAGAAGCUGCGCGCCCUCAUCCGCCAUCACUGCGCCAUGGCGGCCUGGCUAGCAGACCAGGUGCGCGCUGACCCGCGGUUUGAGGUCGUCGCGCCGCCGCGGCUGGGCCUGGUGUGCUUCAGGCUGAGGGAUGCCACCAACGCCACCAACGCACAGCUGGCAGCGGCAGUCAAUGCCACAGGCAAGAUGUUCCUCGUCGCAACAGAGCUCGACGGCCGCACUACCCUGCGCCUCGUCGUCGGCAGCCCCCAGACACAGCCGCGCCACGUGUCCGCGGCCUGGGACCUCAUCCGGGAGCAGGCGGCUGCGCUGCUGCAGCAGGAGCUGACUGGCGCGGCGACGGCGGCGACGGUGGCCGCGCGGGCUGGGUGA
Messenger RNA from Monoraphidium neglectum, 885 nucleotides. RefSeq names its product aromatic-L-amino-acid decarboxylase. The record is from RefSeq and is a predicted model, not a curated record. Gene Ontology annotation, molecular function: pyridoxal phosphate binding; carboxy-lyase activity. Lineage: Eukaryota; Viridiplantae; Chlorophyta; Chlorophyceae; Sphaeropleales; Selenastraceae. The coding region runs from base 1 to 885 and encodes 294 amino acids. The transcript has 7 exons. Gene Ontology annotation, biological process: amino acid metabolic process.